Messenger RNA from Phodopus roborovskii (desert hamster), 356 nucleotides. RefSeq names its product ATPase inhibitor, mitochondrial. Bases 22 to 342 code for a protein of 106 amino acids. Gene Ontology annotation, biological process: negative regulation of ATP-dependent activity. Gene Ontology annotation, molecular function: ATPase inhibitor activity. The transcript has a single exon. NCBI's taxonomy places the organism in Eukaryota, Metazoa, Chordata, Mammalia, Rodentia, Cricetidae. The record is from RefSeq and is a predicted model, not a curated record. Gene Ontology annotation, cellular component: mitochondrion.
AGAGAAGCUGCGCAGGAGACAAUGGCAGGCUCAGUGUUGGCGAUUCGGGCUCGGCUCGGUGUCUGGGGUGUGAGAGUCCUACAACCCCGAAGCUUCGGCUCGGACUCGUCAGAGAGCAUGGACACGGGCGCUGGCUCCAUCCGAGAAGCCGGUGGGGCCUUCGGAAAGAGAGAGAAGGCUGAAGAGGAUCGGUACUUCCGAGAGAAGACUAGAGAACAACUGGCUGCCCUGAAGAAACACCAUGAAGAUGAGAUCCAGCACCACCAUCAGGAGAUAGAGCGUCUGCAGAAACAAAUUGAACGUCAUAAGAAGAAGAUUAAAAGCCUGAGAAGUGAUCAUUAAAUGCAUUCAGUCAC